CUUCCUGUCUCAGCUUUCUGUCUUUUGGGGGGAAAUCGGGCUGAAUUUGGAGCUGGUUCUACUUUCUAACGAUGUUUGACCUAAAGAAGAGGAAUAGUCUGACUCUGAACUGCAGCCGGGAGACGGAGGAGUUCAGACGAGUGGCUGUCAGACGGAAGAGCAAAGGUGCAGGGGUGGACUGCCGUGCCUCACAAACAGUAGUGAGCAGUGGAGUGUGUGGCUCGUACAGCUGUGGCCAGGCUUGUGACAGGGUCUGUGGAUCUGAACCAAAUUCCAAGGAAGGCAACGAAACAAGCCCGGCUAAAAGAUCUCCUUUGAAACCACAAGUACCUCCUAAACCUGCUUACCUCCAGAGCCCUGUGAGGGCAGGACAAGAUCAGGCCUACAGUCCCACUACAGGAAGAUUGAAACCCCAAGGAGUUAACAACACAGAGGAAGACCAGAGUCCUAACAGAAGUCAUGGACUUUCUGUUUUUUGUGUCAGCCCAGCACAGAAUUGCCAAAACUCCCCAAGUCCUGUUAGAGGAGGAGGGAGCUUUUUUUUAAAUGGAGUGUCUGGAUCACAUAUCAGCCCUGUCAGACACGCUCAGGGGAUUUCAAAUCUAACCAGCAGUCCAGUUUUAGGAUCUCCGAGUCCAGGCAAAAGGAGCAUUCAGAACUGUAGCCCAUUGAGGGAAGGAGGGCACAGCCCUGUUAAUUUGUUCCCAAGAAACCAUAGCCCACUUACAGGAAAACUGCGGACCCCCAGCCCUGUUCAGGGGAGAGUGGGGAGCUACAGCCCCGCCAAGAACUCUAGAUCCUGGCUAGGGCUGCACAGAAUCCCAAGCGGCAAGAUGGAAGGACAAGAGAAGAGGACAGGGAAAUCUUUGAGUGUGCCUGACUUGAUCGUUUGCUUGGAUGAGAGCGGGAUUACCACAGACAAAGUUGAACGCUCUCCACUGAAACCGCUGCAAUCACCCAACUGCAAUGGGCCUGCCAUCGCCAUCAAAGCACCAGCUAACCAUAGAGUCACUUAUACCACACAUGAAGCCCAUCUAUCAAACAGUGUCAAACAGCAUUCCCCAGGACACAUUAAUGGCACAGUGCAGGCGAAAGAUUGGCCAGUAGUAAAUGGUAAGGGAAUAAAUGACAAAGUGGAACAAGACAGAAAACCCAUUGGAUAUGGCUCCAAGUUUUCCUGCCAGUGGACUGAGGCUACGACAGAAGCUGGGAGGAUUCACGAGGAGUCUAUAGGUGAACAAAAUGCGGAGCAUGAGAGGAAGGAGAGAGGGGGAAGCGAGCCAAAAGAGGAAGAGAACAAGGAGCAGAAAUUGUAUAAGAUAGCCAAUGAACUCCUGCAGACAGAGAGGGCCUAUGUAGCUCGCCUCCACCUGCUAGACCAGGUGUUCUGCUCACGUCUAACAGAAGAGGCAGGUCGAGGCUCAUUUCCUCCAGAGGUGAUAAGAAAUAUUUUCUCCAAUAUUUCCUCCAUCUACUCCUUCCACAGCCAGUUCCUGUUGCCUGACCUGGAAAACUGCAUCAGCCACUGGUGUGAGAAGCCAGGCCUGGGUAAUGUCCUGCUGCAACACGCACCCUUCCUGAGGAUGUACGCCGACUACGUCAGGAACUUUGACCAGGCCGUGGAGCUGGUGAGGACCUGGACUGAGCGCUCCUCUGCCUUCAGAAGCAUCCUCCAGGACAUAGAGAGUCAGGAGGUGUGCGGCAGCCUGACCCUGCAACACCACAUGUUGGAACCGGUGCAGAGGGUUCCACGUUACGAAAUGCUGCUGAGGGAUUAUCUGAAGAAACUGCCUGAGGAUAACCCAGACUAUGAGCUUGCUCACAAGUCCUUGCAGACUAUUUCCAUGGCAGCCACCCACUCAAACAGCGCCAUCCACAAAGCUGAGAGCCUGAAGCGGCUGCUGGAGAUCUACGAGAUGGUUGGAGAGGAGGAAGUGGUCAAUCCGACCAAUGAAUUUCUCAGAGAAGGUCGCCUGCUCAAGCUUGCUGCCAGGAACACAUCCGCAAUGGAGAGACACCUGUUCCUGUUCAACAACUUUCUGCUGUGCUGCACUCCGAAGUUCAGCCUAGUUGGGCAGCGUUUUACUGUUCGGUGCAGGAUUGGAGUGGACGACAUGCAGGUGCAGAAGACCACCAAUGAAGACCACCCAUACACCUUUCAGGUCUCAGGAAAGGAGAGGACCCUUGAGCUGCAGGCAAGCUCUGAACAAGACAGAGAUGAGUGGAUAAAGGUGAUUCAGGAAGCCAUUGAUGUGUUUCAGAAGAAAAAUGAAACCUUCAAAUUGGCUUCUAAGGAGCUGAACAUAGAAGAACCAGCGAAGGAACUUGGCCGACGCGCCCCUCGCUGGAUCAGGGACAACGAGGUGACCGUGUGUAUGACGUGCCAAGAGCCUUUCAACGCUCUCACGAGAAGAAGACAUCACUGCCGAGCCUGUGGAUGUGUCGUGUGCUGGAAGUGUUCAGACAACAAAGUGGCUCUAGAGUACGACGGCAACAAGCUAAACAAAGUGUGUAAAACCUGUUACUCCAUCCUGACUGAUCGGAGAGGAGACAGGGUGGAGGGCAAGAAGAGAAGAAUGCUGGAGUCUGAGGCAUCUCCAGUGUCCAGUGACAGUGUAAUGAGUGGCUUCCUGCAGUAUGGCGACAAUCCCAAGACCUGGCAACGAGUGUGGUCUGUUGUCACAAGGACCGAGCCUCCAGUUCUCUGCCUGUAUGCUCUUCCACAGGAUGUGAAGCACCUGUCUGUCAUACCCCUGCUGGGCUGCACUGUGGAGGAUUCCCCUCAGGAGCUGCAGGGUCAGCCUUGUUUCUUUUUAGGUCAGUCCAAAACCACCCACACUUUCUCCUGUGAUGGUCUGGACCUGAAACAGUGCUGGCUGGCUGCUCUGAAAGUUGCUGUGACAGGCAGGAUCCCAGCGUGCAUGCUGGCUGGCUCUGACGUCACCGCCAGUGGCUCCAGAUGUGGCUUUAACGGUAACGUCAGUGAUGGAAGUGUCUCUAGUGGUGAGGAAUUUAGCAUCAAUGGCAACAAGGAAAACCACUCCUGAGCGUUUCACUGAUUCACUGAUGUUUAAGACAAUAGCUUUGAGCUACGUAUUUUAAAUGAAUGAAAUCUAGAAAUGAAAAUCAGAACUGAGACCUGUGUUUUCUUUUACAAGUGGCUGUGCACUUUAUUUCUGAAAUGGUUUACAGUAAAAUAAAUAAAGUGAUAGUGUUUUAACAUGA
Messenger RNA from Toxotes jaculatrix (banded archerfish), 3225 nucleotides. Its product is annotated as FYVE, RhoGEF and PH domain-containing protein 4-like. Gene Ontology annotation, cellular component: cytoplasm. NCBI's taxonomy places the organism in Eukaryota, Metazoa, Chordata, Actinopteri, Toxotidae. Gene Ontology annotation, biological process: filopodium assembly; cytoskeleton organization. Gene Ontology annotation, molecular function: guanyl-nucleotide exchange factor activity; metal ion binding. The transcript has 16 exons. The record is from RefSeq and is a predicted model, not a curated record. The coding region runs from base 72 to 3047 and encodes 991 amino acids.